Serinus canaria (Common canary) is the source of this 1639-nucleotide messenger RNA. Its product is annotated as ly6/PLAUR domain-containing protein 2. The record is from RefSeq and is a predicted model, not a curated record. Lineage: Eukaryota; Metazoa; Chordata; Aves; Passeriformes; Fringillidae. The coding region runs from base 14 to 583 and encodes 189 amino acids. The transcript has 4 exons. Gene Ontology annotation, molecular function: acetylcholine receptor inhibitor activity.
GGGAUGGACUGCGAUGGUAGUGCUGCCAUUCCAGAACCACAAGCUCCUUCUCCUAAGGGACAUGAUGGAGAAAGGACUACAUUUGGAACCUGUGGAUUUGGAUCCGGGGACGGAAUCGGUGCAUGGCAAAUCACGGGGACCUGUGACAUCGGUGAAGAGUGGUGACAACCCAGUGACCAGACAGCAAGGGCUGUGCAAGAUGAAGGUGUUUCUGUCACUUCUGUUGGCUGCUGUCACUUGCAUGGAUUUGGGACACUCCUUGCAGUGUUACACGUGCAAGGAUUUGACCCCAGUUGAGGAGUGCAUGAAAAUUGAGAACUGCACAGAGGCUGAGAACAUAUGCAAGACUACAAUCUAUUCCCUGGAGGAUGUUUAUCCCCACACGGGAGUCUCGACUGUCACCAAGAUGUGCUCCUCUGUCUGUGAACCCUCUGACGUGGAUGGCAUCGGGAUGACACGUCCUGUCACCUGCUGUUACUCUGACCUGUGCAACAUUGAUGGUGCAGCAAGUUUGGGGAUCAGCGUUGUGCCAGUUGGGAUCCUGGCGAGUUCCCUCUGUGCCUUUUUCUGGACUAGACUGUAAGGGGGUGAUGGGAGUCGAUUAUUCCGAAAAUUCCGUGAAGAAAAUGACCCCCCACCAGCCCAGCUUUCCAUGUGGAUGCCUCAUGAACAACACUCAACAGCUCCCAUAAUUAUUGUUUUUUUAAUUUUUAAUUUUUAAUAUCCGCACUUUUCCCACAACUAAGAGAGAAGCAGGACACAGGAAGGCCCAACUCAAUUUUUUAAAAUUGAUUUUCCAAUAACUCCCACAAAAUUAACUAUGGAGUUUCUUUGCUGUGCUGGUGUGGUUGAGUUUGAAGUAAAAAAUUAAAAUGUGUGAAGUAUAUUUAAGGCAAAAAACCUUGAGAAGAGCCUUCCCUAUCUCCUUAGAGCAGGUCCUCUCUUCCCCAUCAUUUUCUGCUCUCCUUCCUUCUUUGUACCCAAAAAAUUAGGGAGACAUUUCUGUGUCCAAAAUCUGAGACAGGAGACUGAAUUUCCCUUGCCAAUGAUCUGUUCCAGGGAGGUUAAAAUCUGAUGUUCUCCGUACCCUUUUAAGCAGAAUAAAAAGAAUCUUGUGUUAAAAUGGUUGUAAUCACAUUUAAUUUUCCUUUUUUUAUUUCCAAGCUCCAUCUUUCAGGGAGUUCACACGGUUGGGUUUUGGGGUCAGUCACACAGCAGAUGGAUGAGACAUUUCCCAUUAUCCCUCACUGGAAGUGACUUUCCAUCAACAUUUCUUCCAUCAGCUCUCCUUGGACAAAUCAGUCUUUACUGGGAAUAAAAAUCCAUCUUUACUGUACCAAUCUGUCUUUAUUGAAUUUUCCCUGAAUUCCCUGAAUUCCUUGUGUGUUGCUCCAGGCUCCUACAUUUUGAUCUCUCCUGCUCUGGUUCUGCAUUUUCCUCUAAUCCCCUUUCCAAGGUCCGGCAAAAAUAUCCUUCUCCAGUUAUCACCCUGCUCCUGACAUUUGGGAAAAUCAAUCUAAAUGGGAUGUUAACUCUUCCAUGUGGUAGAUGUGGUUUUCAAGAGAGAUGGCAAAAUUCCCAUCCUUGGGAAGAUUUCAUGGCCUAGAUGGAUGAAGUCCUGAGAAUCCUGGGUUGAGCU